AUGCAGACUCCUGAUCCCACUCCACCUGGCACGGAUCCCACAGCCACAGCAAGCGAACCCCCCGCGCCGCCGGAUGUGCAAUCAGUCUCUGACGUCCCCACCAGAGUUAUAGGCUCAGACAGGACCUCGACCGCAGGAGCCAAGGUCAUCACCCGGGCUACGUCAACCCCCUUGACACACCGUCGGGUUAGGCCCCGUCUCGCCAUCGCCGCCGGUCUACCUGGCCUGGCAGGACGAUGGUUCAAGAUCCCCUUCUCACGAGCACUCCCGCAGGGCAAAACCAAAGGGGUCAAGCCUAAGCCUAAAUCGCUUCGUCGUUCUCUCUUAUCGCGCUACCGCCAGUGGGUGGCGCGGACUCGUCAAUCAUCCAAAUCUCACCACACCGUCGAAUCCGCCUCCACCCUCUGCAAGUCCCGGGGUACUACCGGCUCUCCAAAACGCCAUCCCAGGCGGGUGGUCAAGAUCUACAACCUCAGGCCUAGGGGGACCAAGGGCUAUAACCUCAGGCCUAGAGUGUCUGCCGGUGUGGCCUCCACUUCAGUCACGCCCAAGCGGGGCUAUGUACGGUAUGACACCUCCCUACAUCCACCAUGGGCCUGUUGCUAA
This is a messenger RNA of Coprinopsis cinerea okayama7#130, 606 nucleotides long. RefSeq lists its product as hypothetical. The transcript has a single exon. Bases 1 to 606 code for a protein of 201 amino acids. The record is from RefSeq and is a predicted model, not a curated record. Lineage: Eukaryota; Fungi; Basidiomycota; Agaricomycetes; Agaricales; Psathyrellaceae.